AUGACCCGAGAUGCGUGGACGGAUGAGCAGGCCGUUGAGGACAUCGAGUGUCAGUUACGUGGCGACAAAUAUGCCGAGAGCCCGCGCACUAGCCGCCCCGGCGCUCCACAACGGCCAGCGCAGCAACGGCUGCUCCAAGCGAUCCUAGCUCCUGUCAGCAACACCCUGGAAGGGCAGUACCAGCGGAGAAGUCGAGCCAUUCAAGCCGUCAUCGUUUACUGCAAAAUUGUAGAGGUCCAACCCGUACACGCCGGUCGCACUGACACCAGUAAUGCCUCUACUGAUUAUGCCAGGCAGGAAACGUCGUCCUUAGCCCAAGCUGUGUCGUCGGUGUUCAUUGAGAGUAGCAAAGAGCGAUCUAACAGAUGUUUUCUGUGCAUCGGGGCUGCUCUAUCGCUAGAAUCGGACGACCCAAGUGUGGAGAGAUUGAUUCGCGCCUUUUCCUCUCCUGGUGACCUGACAAAACAUUUCCGACGCCGGCACCUUUCCAAUCUGGCUUCAAACACACGGCCAGAAUGCAAGGUGUGCAACGUGGUCCUAGCUCACAAGAUGCAUCUCCAGAAUCACGCGCUCCUGAUCCAUGGUACAAGGUCUUGA
Molecule: messenger RNA, 597 nt
Organism: Neoarthrinium moseri
Lineage: Eukaryota; Fungi; Ascomycota; Sordariomycetes; Amphisphaeriales; Apiosporaceae
Exons: 1
Coding region: 1-597 (198 amino acids)
Source: RefSeq, a predicted model, not a curated record